AUGUCCGGGCCCUCAGAGCAGAAGCGUGCGCGUGUCGUGCAGCUAUACUGCCCCGAUCACGAGGUCACAGUCGACAACUUCAUAAUCACGCCUUCGAUGGCACACAAAGACGUCGUCACCGCCAUUAUGGCUGCCUUCCGUCGGUACAAGAUCAAGGAGGCUUGGCCAUGCGACAUCAACGGUGAGCCGCUCUUCGCCAACGCGGAUUGCCCGUCCACCCUCGACGAUGUCGUCGAUGGCGAGCGUCUCCUCAUCGCCCUAGAUAAUGAUUCGCCCAUCUACCCCGAGCCGCCGCUCGAAGUGGUGCUCUACCUCGACGGCGACGACUUGCCCAAGCCGCUUCGUAAGAUGUCUCGCGAAGACCGCCGCAACCACAUCCGCACUCUUCGUCGCCGCGACGCUGUUCUGCGCAAGAACAUCCUCCGUCUCAACCUUCCUCACAUGGAGGUCAUGGCCGCACUCAAUAUCCUCGCCAGCGCCAACGCCCGCACCUUGAAGGCCCGUUUCUCUGUCACCCAGUCCAAGCGCAUCAUUCAAGACAACUGGCGCGUGAACGAGGUCCAAGCCCUCGAGCUAAAGUGCCUUGCCACCAUGGCCAUCCUGAGCCAAGCCACUUGCGGUCAGCCUCUUCUCGCCGAGAAUGCUAUGUUCGAUGCGAAGUUGGCUCGUCGUAGUGCAGACGCAUCCGCGCCGCGUGACUUGCAGGAGGAGGACGUACAGAAGGUCAUCGACGACUUUUACCAGGCUGCGAAUGCCAUCGGUUCGGACUGGCCUGACGACGACGACAACGCAGCCAUCGCUGCGCGUCAGGGCAAGAAUGCGCGUCAUCAGUCUGGCAAGUUCAAGGCGAGAAUGGCACAGCAGGACAUGGUGGAUGAAGAGGAAAUGGGCGAAGAGGCUGCUGCGGUUGCGAACCCUGGAAAGGGCAAGGGCAAGGGCAGGUCCGUGGACUAUCUUGCCGGCAAACUGAGCAAGACGAGAAUUCCGGACAACAGGGCUCCUGAGGCUGAUUCGGAUGACGACGACGACGAUGCUGUAAGGCAGCCUGGACGUAUGCGCCGCAACUAG
Messenger RNA from Parastagonospora nodorum SN15, 1068 nucleotides. RefSeq lists its product as hypothetical. The record is from RefSeq and is a predicted model, not a curated record. The transcript is spliced from 2 exons. Bases 1 to 1068 code for a protein of 355 amino acids. NCBI's taxonomy places the organism in Eukaryota, Fungi, Ascomycota, Dothideomycetes, Pleosporales, Phaeosphaeriaceae.